UUAUCCACUGCGCAUGCGUGUAACAUUCAACAUGUCUGCGCCCUUCAACAAUAUGGUGAAGGGGCGAUAUUUCUCAUAACAAACCUUGCCGGCGAGUUAUCAGACUGUCUUCAGUCAAUUCAUGACGGGAUACAGGUUCGUUACAGUCGCGCCGAUGUUUACUAUAACAGGUUAUUCCACGUACGUCCACUCAUUGACGUUCAUGGCGACGUGAAUCUCACAAUCUUUGACAUUUCAUCUGAAUCAAGUGGUGCUCGGUGUUCAACACGUAUGCCGAAUCAAAACUUGCCUGUUUUAAUUAGAGGAUAUGCAUUUUCAUAGACGUUAAAGACGCACCUACUAUUUGAGAAAAGGGAAUAUUAAGAAAUGUGAAUGAGGUUUGGUUGAGUUCCUUCCGCAGGGGACAACAUCGUGUGGAAGUCAGGUCGUAUGAGGAGGCGUCUGUGCUUUACAUUCAAUCUUCACACCGGAUCUGCUCACACACACACACACACACACACACACACACACACACACACACACACACACACACACACACGAUGGCUUUCAGAAGAGCAGUGACCCUCCUCCUCACGGGACAGGAGUGUGUCUUCAGCAGGCUGACGCGUCCUUUUCAAAAAUCACCAAACCUCAUCAGCAAAACAGCCAGAUUUCACGAGCUUCGCCGCGCGACCACCAGACCUCUUCACACCGGCGCACCGUUGCUGGCGGCCAGGCUGCUGUCCGUGGACGAGCUCUUCGGCCACAGGUCUCUGCGGGACUACCUGAAGAAGGUGGAGACGGAGUACAGCGACUGUCUGAGGGCGUUGAACCGCGGUGCAGUGGAGGAGGAGGUGGAGGAGCAGCCGUCGUGCAGCGAGGACGAGCUGAGGGCCAAGAGGAGCAAAGUGUCCCAGCUGGCUCCUCUGGUCCAGAGCAUCAGAGAGCUGGAGGCCAAGAGCCAAGAGCUCGCUGAGACGGAGGUGCUGCUGAAAGAUGAAGACCCAGCGCUUCGAGAGCUGGCGGAGCUGGAGAGAGACGGCUGUUUGCAAGACAUCCAAGAUCUUCGACAAAAGGUCCUGGAUCAGUUGAUCCCAGAGGAGGAGGCUGAUCUGAGCGACCUCAUACUGGAGGUCACAGCCGGUGUUGGGGGUCAGGAGGCCAUGCUGUUCACCGAUGAGGUGUUCGACAUGUACCACGGCUUCGCUCAGCAUCACGGCUGGUCCUUCGAUGUCCUGGAGCACGUGACCAGCGAGAUAGGCGGACUUCGUCACGCCUCGGCCAGUAUCAGUGGCCCCCAGAGCUACAAGAGGAUGAAGUUUGAGGCCGGGGUCCACCGAGUGCAGAGGGUUCCCAAGACGGAAAAACAGAGCCGAAUGCACACCAGCACCAUGACCGUGGCCGUGCUGCCCCAACCCACCGAGAUCUCUUUCACAAUAAACCCGAAGGACCUUAGGAUCGAUACCAUGAGGGCCAGCGGAGCCGGAGGCCAACAUGUCAACACCACAGACAGUGCAGUCAGGAUAGUCCACCUGCCCACAGGCGUGGUUGCAGAGUGCCAGCAGGAGCGGUCCCAGCUGAAGAACAAGGAGAAAGCCAUGAAGGCCCUGAGAGCCAAACUGUACGGCAUGAAGCUGGAGGAGGAGACGAGCAAACGCUACAACCAGCGUAAAGUGCAGAUUGGCACCAGAGGCAGAUCGGAGAAGAUCCGGACAUACAACUUCGCCCAGGACCGCAUAACUGACCACCGGAUCAGCAUGACAGUGCACGACGUCCGGGGCUUCCUGCUGGGAGAGGAGCUGCUGGACGAGAUGAACUGCUCGCUGCAGGAGUUCUCCAACCAAGAGACGCUCAUGGAGCUGCUGGGAGAUAAUGACCAGGACCAGGAGGCUUCAUGAGUCUUUCUCCGCGGAUUUUGUGGAACAGAUCUUUGCUACAGUACAUACAUUAUGUGAUGCGCUGUAGAUCACUGCUUCAAAUUCUGCAGGAAAAGGAAAAGGGACCAAGAUGGUGUAGAUACAGGCAGCCACCUGUAAACUAUUCACACAUCCAAGCCAAUGAAAGGACUGCACUCUGGAGUGACUGUAAAGUGUUGGAUUUGAACAUUAGCAGUAAAAAUAAUGACUAUCUGAGAGCGAUGAGAGUGUCUGGCCACCAGAGGUGGAAUGUAAUCAAGUACCAAGUGCAAUUUUAAGUACCUGUAAUUUACUUGAAGGGCAUUUAGUUAAAAAAAAAAAUGAGAAAAACAUAUCUGAGCUUCAUGGUGCACAAACUAUGUCUUGGAGACAGUUUAUAAAUGACUUCAAACAUGUAA
This is a messenger RNA of Scophthalmus maximus (turbot), 2293 nucleotides long. It is a transcript of the gene mtrf1l, whose product is annotated as mitochondrial translational release factor 1-like. Gene Ontology annotation, molecular function: translation release factor activity. Lineage: Eukaryota; Metazoa; Chordata; Actinopteri; Pleuronectiformes; Scophthalmidae. The transcript is spliced from 8 exons. Bases 540 to 1877 code for a protein of 445 amino acids. The record is from RefSeq and is a predicted model, not a curated record. Gene Ontology annotation, biological process: translational termination.